CUAAGAAAAUCCAGCUCGGUAAACUCUGAAGGAAGAAUGAAAAAAUGUUACGAAUGCUUUUACUAUAUACUUAAAAACCGAAAUUCCACACACCCGGUGAUGAUACAAUUUAUUUUUCUAUAUUUUAUUAUUCAGUUGAGACCUUCGUACAUCGUUGUUUAGAUGAGGUAGUCAUAGAACUGACGUAAACAAGAGUCAGCUGAUCACGAAAUGGACGAAAGAGGCCAGUACAGGAAGUGACGUUGGAUUUAAAUUAAUGCAGUAUGCCUUUCGUAGCUUGGUUGUUUUAGGUUAUGUGUGCUUUGUGCACAUGAAUUUUGCGGCAGUGUGCUUUUAAAAUAUAUAAUUCUAUUUGACGGUGAUUGGACUUAGUGAACAGUCAGAUCACAGAUUUUAGUGACGACUUUGUUUAGAGAUUUUAAAAGAAUUUGAAACUGGUUUCAAAUGUUUUUCUGGUGUGGUUUGCGAUUCAUUCGUUUUCUUCCCAUUAAGGCUAGUGAUAAUAACUGUACUGCUGAAUAAUAUAGAUCAAUCAACAUAUUUUAAAAAUGAAGGGGAGUAAUUUAACCUAGAAUUUACGUGAGGGCUAUUAAUGUAUGCCUACAGUCAGUCUGCUGCCAACAAAAUCUCAAUACAAGGUAAAACAACGAAAAACUGGAUUCUCACCCAUAGAAAACCCUGUUAGCUAUCCAACGAACCAGCUUUUUGUUGACAUUGAUGCUGCUAGCCUGGGUUUCUACUGACUAACAAGUGCAAGAAUUAGCAAUGGAACAAAGGCUGUAUGGGAUAUUGUUAGAGCCUAACAUCAGAAAAGCUAUUAAAUGAAAACAACAUGAGGAUUGGGUCCCUACAAGAUGAGUGAAUAUAUAAAAAAGAGCAUCCAGUGCUGCCAAGAAGUGACCCAUAAAGACAGUGAAAUCAAAGUGAGUUGUAACAUGAGGGUAUUUCAGGUGGUCGAGUAUCAGACAUUUAGAAUCAGAAUUGGAAUUAUGCUGCUCCAAUUUGAAUCAUCUGCAGUGGUUUGAUAGCACAUGCUAACAUUAAUGAGAGGAGAGAGACUGGUCUGUGUUUUUCAACUUGUGAAGGGGCAAGUGUGGAUGACUUAGGCAGUGGAGUUUCUUAAGCCUGCUUAUGUGAUGUGAAAUGAUCUAGUCAUGGGAGAUGUGAUGUGCUUACCGUUUAACUUUGGGUUGAACAUUGGGGAGGUUAAGGUCUCCUCUCAUUUAAGGAGGGUGCAGGAGGUUGUAUUGGCUGGUUUUAAUUAUUAAAGGAGUUACCACCCCUCCCCCAUCCCCCCCCCGUAAUUUCUCCCUCUGUAAGUAGAUGGGGUGUAGGGGACAGGUAGGUCUGUUAGUGAGAAGAGGCUUGCUGACACCAGUUAGUAUGAGGGGCAAAUGAAGGGCGCAUGGGACUGUGUGGUGAAGGGGGCUGUAUGCAAGUGGUGGAGAGAGAACUAGUUAAUAGCUGCUGCUUUCUUUUGGAACAGUCGGCAGUCAGGGUGGUGGGUGGAAUGUUAAGGAGGGUGUUGAAUGGUAAGAAUAGUUUGCAAGUGUCUGGUAGGUAGUUUUAGCAGCAGCGGUGUUAGAGAAAAAUAAAAGUGAUUGAUGCUCAGCCAAAUCCACAGGGUUUUAUUUUUCUGCCAUUUUCUCUCAAUCAUCCUGAGCUUUGUCUAUAACCCACAGAUAGCACUAGAGAGCCAUAAGUGAUAUAUCUAUUAAUCAGAGAGACAGGUAAUCCAAAAAUAGGAUAAUUUCUCAAUUAGUCAUUUGUUCUCUUCUGAUUCCUCUGAUGAUUUGACAGUGACAAUAGCGAUCUAAUUAUACUAUAUAAUAUGUAUCAUAACUUUUAACAUUUGCUACAAACAAUUUUAACAAUGAGUGUAUAUUUUGCAAGGUGUAUUUGCACUGUCCAUGGUACUGACAUUGUACUUCUAUUUAAUGUGACAACUGAGGUAUCACAAUAUUUUUUAAAUGGGACAUUUUAUAUGUCUUUAUAAGUAAAAGCAUUACCAAAGUAAGGUGAAUGCAAACUCCCUAAAAUAUUUUCAAGAGUCUUUUUUUCGUUUUCAGCCAAUGCACCACACGAUUUCCGAUGGACUCGGACAACAAGAAAAGGAAAUGGGGCGGUAAUUCAAAAAGCAUGACUGACACGGGCGCUAUCCAAUCAGAGACCAAGUUCUCAGGUUUUGGGCCAAUGGCCGUUGAAAUGGGCGAAGGCUAAUGGGAAUUUCCUCUAUCGAGGAGAAGUUGCCGUUCGUCGAAUUGUUUUUGGUUCUCGCUUAUUUAUUUAUUUCGUCGGAGUUCUGAAUUAGGCGCAAUGGCGUGCAUUAGCGGAUCAGAAACGCAACCGUGCGCGUAGGAGGCGCAGCUUAGAAAAGAAAGCGACGAAGGGAUUGUGUGUGCCUGCUUCACAGGCCGACUGUUAUUGUUCUUGGGGCGGACGGAGGUGCGAAUAGCUAUCCGGAGCUAGUUCCCGCAGUUUUCAGCGCGUAUCGGCCAUCCUGUCCAGCUAGCGUGGGCUGGGCUGAGUGGGCGGCUGCUGUGGUUACUUGGGCCGCGUUAGACAGCCGAACCCUGAGCCGGUCGGGGAAAGGGACGCGGCUCGGAUCUCUCCCCCCGUAAUCUCCCGCUCUUCUCACCUAGCUUGUGAAGCCCGCCUUGUGCUUUGUUGUAAGGUCCCGGUGUUUGGCCAGCGUUCAUUAAAUAUAAAACCUCUAUAUUUUGAUUAAAUAAAGCCGCUUUUGGGUAGGCUCCGCGACUCCAUUUUUCUUAGCGGGAAAAUGACUUCAGCGUCGACUAAGGUGGGGGAGAUCUUCUCAGCUGCCGGUGCUGCUUUCACCAAGUUGGGCGAGCUCACCAUGCAGUUACACCCAGUAGCUGACUCCUGCCCUGCUGGAGCCAAGUGGACGGACACUGAAAUCGAGAUGUUGCGGUCAGCCGUGCGGCGCUUUGGUGACGACCUGAACAGUAUCAGCUCGGUCAUCAAGGAGCGCACAGUUGCCCAGAUCAAGACCACAGUGAAACGGAAGCUCUAUGAGGACAGCCGUGUGCCACUUUCAUCGGACUCUCCCAAAAAGACCACUAAAAAGACUGCCGUGGCCGUGACGCCAGCCCCAGCCUCACAGGUCAUCACUGUACCUACUUCACAGGUUGUUGUGACUGCAGGAUUGCAGGGCCCAACCUCUGCUCCCCCAGCCAUUAAAAAACAGAAGACAGCAGAUGUUACCCUGAGUGCCCUCAAUGACUCUGAUGUGAACAGCGACCUAGUCGAUAUUGAAGGGCUGGGUGAAGGCUCCACUACCAAAAAGCUCAACUUUGACCAGGAGAGCCUCAAUCUGGACUCCAGCCUCAUCAUGAACUCCAGUGACCUACCCCUCCUCUCACGCUGACCAUGGGUCUAUCAUAUGUAACCACAACAGUGGAGAACUUUGUGAUGUUUUUUGUAGUUAUUCAGUUGUCCUUUUUUUUUUUUUUUUUUUUUAAAAAAAAAAGACAUUAUCAAAGGAAAAUGGGAAAUGCCAUUUCUCUUCAGAAGCAAUAUUAUUUUAGAUUUUUAGACCUUCAGGCAGAUCCAGCAUAGAUUUCUGCCAGCAUUGUUAAUGGUGUUUGAUCCUGUUAAGACCAGACUUCUGUAAGCAAGAAACCUGAGGUUUCCGGGGUGGAAAAGCAGGAAUAGAUGGGUCUGUUUUCCCAUAUGAGUGCCAAAUUGUAGGAUUUCUGCAAUGGCAUUAUUGGUUUUAAAGAAAUACCUGUAGUUUUUGAUAAUUUUGUGGUAAUUCACUUCUGGAUCACAACCUGCGGGGAACACUGAGACUGCUGUGAUCUUUGACAACACAUUUAAGCAAUUGUCUGUUAAGUGCUGUUGUUUUUAUAAGUAAAACCAAGGGAUCUCAGUUCACACCCUUAUGUGGGGGAGGGUUUCCUUCGGGUAGAUUUCUUAUAUUUGUACUCCAGAGUUUAUAUUACAGUAAUAUACUGUUUAGAUGUCUAGCUUUAAUGGUUGGCUAUAUUUAGGUGGAGAGAACUGGGAUUUUGUGAUCUCUAUCAGGUGAACCUACACAACAGAUUUAUUGUGGAGAUGUGAAAAAUUUUCUUUGCAUAUAUUUUUGUUCCAUAGGAUUCUAGCAUGAGUGUAUGUGAAAUGGUUUAUUAGCAUUUUUAAAUGAAUACUUUAAUCCUUCACAUUCCUAUUCUGCAAAUAAAAACUAUGAAAAACUAUGUGCUAAACAGAAAUUGCCUGGCUCUUGUUUUUCAGAGUAUACUCAAGUGUGCAGCUUGUAUUUUAGUUGUAUAAAAAUGUUUUAUAUGUAAAGUAUAUACAUUUUUUUUUGUGAGUUGUGCAUGGUUGCGUUGAGCAUAGUGCUCCAUUUUGGUUGUUUCUGUGCACCUUUACAUGCAUUGUUUCAUAGUUUGUACAUGUUUCUCAUAAUGUAAUAGGGAGCUCCCACAGAAGCUUGUAUUAUUCAAGACUUGAAGUUGCAUCACUGAAUACAACAAAUAGUUUUGUAAAGUUGAAUGACUUGGAUGUCUUGUUUUUGUUCAUCAUGUUUAUAUUAAAUACCUGCUAGCUUGACAUGCUUGCAUAAAGCUGUGCCUCCAUAACAUCACGCAAUGCUUCUUAAAGUUGCAUUUAAACCUUCACAGCUUACCCACUGCAUCCGUGAAAAGAAAGUGAGGUAUAGUUCCCAGAAUACUUCAGGAUAUGAACUGUGCAGGUUGUAAUAAAGUAACAUUUUGUAAAAUCUU
Messenger RNA from Paramormyrops kingsleyae, 4745 nucleotides. RefSeq names its product BPTF associated chromatin complex component 1 (gene bacc1). Lineage: Eukaryota; Metazoa; Chordata; Actinopteri; Osteoglossiformes; Mormyridae. Gene Ontology annotation, cellular component: NURF complex; MLL1 complex. The record is from RefSeq and is a predicted model, not a curated record.